Linum tenue is the source of this 2877-nucleotide messenger RNA. Lineage: Eukaryota; Viridiplantae; Streptophyta; Magnoliopsida; Malpighiales; Linaceae. The record is from the annotation of a GenBank genome assembly.
CUGGGGCCAAAACUGAAACAUGUGGUUCGCAGAAUCGCAGCCACCACGAUUGCUCUCUGAGCAAGCCACCGCCGUCCGCCGUUCACAAUUAAGUUUGAAAAGGGCAGUUUAACAGAGUUUCACCUUCCAAUCAAAACGGAGCUACCCUCGAAUCUUCCCUCUCCUCCGUCCCUACCAAAAAUCUGACCCGAAUUGCCGCUCUUUCCACCACCACACAACGAGUUCCGACAAUCGCCUUGGAAAUUUUACACGCAAAGGCUACUACUGGACCAGUGACCAUCUCGCUAAAUACUUCGCCCCAGAUUAUCAGAGAGGUACCCUCAUUCUCCUCCCCUGUAAUUUCCCAUCUUCACCAGCUUCCUCUGACCUUUGUGUUCGUCGGUGCCGACGAUUGAUAGAUUGGGGAGGGCGGGAAAGGGGAACAAGUGAACCAAAAGCGGGGGAGAAAAUGAUAGCUUUGAACUCGCAUUGUUUGCUGAUCGAUCACCAGAGCACCAGUUGCUCGGCUCGUCAUUUCCCGCUCGCUUACUUUUCCACGAUCUCUUCUUCGUCUUCCCGCCCGACACCCGGUGUUCACAGGCGAGUUGCCUCGUCCAAAUCUUCGGCCCCCUCGGCGAUUCGGGCGCCGGAGAUCCGGAGGCCGACGGAUCGGUGCGGCACGGGAAAUGGGUUGGUCUCUGAACGUGGGAAUUCGCCUUCCACGUCGACCUUUUACACCUCCGCUGCUGACAUUACUGAGUUGGGCAUGUUUCUUGAAUUGGUGCCGUCGAGGAUGAGGAGGGCGCUGUCCGAGCACAGAGAGAUCGGGCAGUUGAUCGAAGUGGUGAUGGACUUGGGGAGGAACCCUCUGGCUAGGUUCCCGUCGGGAGAUUGGGCUAUUUCGGAUGAGCCUGUGAAGCCUGAGGAUCUGAAGCAUGCAGUGUCAAAGGUUGGUGAGUUUUCGGAUGACAACCGAUCGGGAAUAGACAGUUCUUUGCAUCGUAUAAGUGCCAUCAGAAACCGUAAAAUGCAAAUUAUAGGCCUUACAUGUCGGGUGGGGAGAGCUGUUAACGGAAGUGCUGAAAUAAUCCGCGAUUUGAUUGAGGGUGGAGGUUCCAUCUUGGUCAUUGGUCCCCCUGGAGUUGGAAAAACCACGUUAAUCAGAGAAAUUGCUAGAAUGUUGGCAGAUGAUCAGGGGAAGCGCGUGAUUAUAGUGGAUACAUCCAAUGAAAUUGGGGGUGAUGGAGAUGUUCCUCAUUCUGGAAUAGGUCGAGCGAGGAGGAUGCAGGUCCCUAAUGUCCAUUUGCAGCAUAAUGUUAUGAUUGAAGCUGUGGAAAAUCAUAUGCCCCAGACCAUCAUAAUUGACGAGAUUGGAACGGAGCUUGAAGCCUUAGCUGCAAGCACCAUUGCUCAGCGUGGUGUUCAGUUAGUUGGAACAGCUCAUGGAAUGACCAUAGACAAUAUAAUCAAGAAUCCUUCUCUGCAACUUCUUGUGGGUGGCAUAGAGAGUGUAACUCUUGGAGAUGAAGAAGCAAGGAAAAGGAAAGUUCAGAAGACAAUUCUGGAGAGAAAAGGGCCUGCAACUUUUACAUGUGCUGUUGAAAUGAUAACCCGAACUGAGUGCCGUGUCCACCAUAGGUUAGAUGCAACUGUUGAUGCUCUACUAGCAGGGAAAAAUCCUCUCUUUGAAAUUCGUCGGAUGGAAACUCAGGAAGAUGGCUCAGUGGAUUCCACUCCCAUUGAAGCUCAGAGCCCUGUGGAGGCUCCAGAGGUCAUCCCGGUUAAUGAAGAUAGAGAGUAUAAUGGAACGCCUGAUGAGGAAGACACGGAUUAUCUUCCAUCUGAAUCAAAGAGUUGGAAAAACAGUGGAUCCGUAAUCAGGAAGAUUGCACCAGUCUGUGUCUACACUUACAAGAUCCUAGAAGACGAUCUCUUACAAGUUGCAAAAGUUAUGGGAGUUGAAGAUGAGAUAGAUGUGACUGAUGACAUUGGAGCAGCUGAUGCUAUUUUAGUUUCCAGUUACGAAAUGAAGCAGAAUCCAUGGAUUCGUAGUAUUGCUAAGUUCCAUCAACUGCCCAUCUUUGUCAUAAAGUCAAAUACAAUGGCACAAAUGGUAAAGGCUGUUCGCACAGUUCUUGGGAUGGAGUCGUUGACAGGUGGUUUACCUGAGCAGCCCCUCGAGAACAUGUUUGACAUAGAGAUCGAAGAUGAUGCACCAAAAAGAAAGCCCACCUUGGAAGAAAUUGAUGCUUUGGAGGAGGUUAGACUGGCGAUAGAGUACAUUGUCAUCCCAGGAGGAGAACCGGUGGAGCUUCUCCCCAGGCGGUCUGAAAUAGUUGCCCGGCAGCUGGAGCUUGUGGAAAGCUAUCAGUUGGCAGCAGAAAACUCAGGGACAGAUGCCAACCCUAGACUGCAGAUUCUUCCUCUAAGAACAAGCAAGAAAGCUUCUUCUUCUUCUAAGCCCUUGAAAUCUAGUGCGACCUCACAGAAAGAAACAGGUCUAACCAGCAGCAAUGGAGGUACCAGUGUCAGCAGGCUGCCAUUACUGCCGGAGUAACAGUGCUGCUGCCCACAAAUUUGGGGAGCUCCAUUCUCCCCAAUCUCCAGCCAUGUUCCAACAAGUUCAUUGUAAGUUUUAACUAACCAAAAUAAAAUAAAAUAAAAAAAAAAGUCUUGUACAUUAUUAUUAUGUAAUAAGCACUGAUGAUAAAGUUGUUGUAACAAUAUCAUCACGGCUGUAAGAAUGUAAUCUAAUUUUUUUUAAUGAACUGUACAAAUGUAAUAUAAUGUUUAAUAUCAUAAUCAACUGUACAAGUUGUUGUAAAAAUAUCCCAUAUUAGUAUUUCGGGUUUUUUUCAAGAUAAGGCAAAAAGAAACCCAUUACAAGAUCGACGACAA